Zalophus californianus (California sea lion) is the source of this 6012-nucleotide messenger RNA. RefSeq names its product MORC family CW-type zinc finger 2 (gene MORC2). The coding region runs from base 1175 to 4345 and encodes 1056 amino acids. The record is from RefSeq and is a predicted model, not a curated record. Gene Ontology annotation, molecular function: zinc ion binding. NCBI's taxonomy places the organism in Eukaryota, Metazoa, Chordata, Mammalia, Carnivora, Otariidae. The transcript has 26 exons. Gene Ontology annotation, cellular component: nucleus.
CUUGGGGCGUCGGGGAGUGCGCGAGGCGGCCCGGGUUGUGUGCAGUAGCGGAGACAAAGCGGUGGCUGAGGUGGCUGUGGCGGCUGCGGCAACGGCGGCAGAGCAGCCCUAAACGCCGAAUUCCGUGGUGCUGAGUCCUGUCAUCAUCUCAUCCAGCGCGGCGCGUGGGCGGCUGGUCUCGCGGCGGCGGCGGCAGCGGCGGAGGCAGCACAUGGUUCCAAGAGCGCGCUGCGGUUGUUGGGUUCCAAUUCCGUGGGGAGGGACAAAGGCAGCUUUGAGCACCGGGCAACGCCCGGUCGGGUUGUGCGCGCUCCACUCAGCCCUCGAUCCGAGCCUUGAAAGCUGGGACUAACUCCUUUCAGUGAGGAGGCGGCGGCCUCGGAACCGAGGCCCAGGAAGGGCCUGAGAGCCGGAGGCCUCUGUCUGAGGGAAGUGGGGGAGGGGCGCUGCCCGCCUCAGGUGAUUUGGGCGGGUCAAUUCUGAAGCAUUUUUGUGGGUCAGUGUGAGGUAAUUUGACCCACUACCCUGAGGAGAUUGGGACGGGAGCACACACUAGGUUGGGUCUGGGCUUUGGAAACAGAAAUCAUCUUCAGCGCUUACGGGACCUUUCAGUUGGGAGGUGGUGAAGCCGGAACUAACGCCAUAUGCACUCCAUCGACUUAAUGGCCGCCAGCCUGGGGCCUAUUUAAGAACCCUGGGAUCAUUGGUGGUGAAGAAAUGGGUGACUGUCCAGUUUUAUGACAGAAGUUGGUAAAUUUCCGGAUUGGUAAAUUUUCUGAUCGGAAAUUCAGAGGAACACAAAAACUUGAAGAACGUGAAGAUGGAGCAGUAAUAAAACCUCCAACUCCAAUACCAUCUACUCCAAGGCCAUCUACAUUCAACUCCUUGAACUAUCGCAACUGAAUGCUAAAGCUCUUUAAGACUACAGAUUUAUAAGUUUUUUCCAGAAUAUUACAUCACAGUCAUCAAGAAGAUAAAAAACUUAAAAGCGAAAUCAAUUGUAGUGGUAGACAUCCUUAGAAUAUAUUUUGGAUAGAUACUAGGUAACCUUGUUUUAACAGUAAGGAGCACAGACUUACCAAACCUUUACUAGAAGGAAUCCUGCAAAAUCUAUUCCAUUGUAAGGUUAUAUUUCCCAGUUAGUGGGUGAAGGACUGGAGACCUCACUGCACUCAUGGCUUUCACAAAUUACAGCAGUCUGAAUCGAGCUCAGCUAACCUUUGAAUAUCUGCAUACAAAUUCAGAUGCGGAUGCCACCAGAAUAGAUAUUUACGCAGAAAGGCGAGAGGACCUUCGAGGAGGAUUUAUGCUUUGCUUUUUGGAUGAUGGAGCAGGAAUGGAUCCAAGUGACGCUGCCAGUGUGAUCCAGUUUGGGAAGUCGGCCAAACGAACACCUGAGUCCACCCAGAUUGGGCAAUAUGGGAAUGGGUUAAAAUCGGGCUCAAUGCGCAUUGGGAAGGAUUUUAUACUCUUCACCAAGAAGGAAGACACCAUGACCUGCCUCUUUUUGUCUCGGACCUUUCAUGAGGAGGAAGGCAUUGAUGAAGUGAUAGUCCCAUUGCCCACCUGGAAUGCUCGGACCCGGGAACCUGUCACAGACAACGUGGAGAAGUUUGCCAUUGAGACAGAACUCAUCUACAAGUAUUCUCCCUUCCGCAAUGAAGAGGAAGUUAUGACUCAGUUCAUGAAGAUUCCUGGAGACAGUGGAACACUGGUGAUCAUCUUCAAUCUCAAACUCAUGGAUAAUGGAGAGCCAGAGCUAGACAUAAUCUCAAAUCCAAGAGAUAUCCAGAUGGCAGAGACUUCCCCAGAGGGCACGAAGCCAGAGCGGCGCUCCUUCCGUGCCUAUGCUGCCGUGCUUUAUAUUGAUCCCCGGAUGCGGAUCUUCAUCCAUGGGCACAAGGUGCAGACCAAGAGGCUCUCCUGCUGCCUAUAUAAGCCCAGGAUGUACAAGUACACAUCAAGCCGUUUCAAGACUCGUGCAGAGCAGGAGGUGAAGAAAGCUGAGCAUGUAGCACGGAUUGCUGAGGAGAAGGCACGGGAGGCAGAGAGCAAAGCUCGGACCUUAGAAGUUCGCCUAGGUGGAGACCUCACACGGGACUCCAGGGUGAUGUUGCGUCAGGUCCAGAACACAGCCAUUACCCUGCGCAGAGAAGCUGAUGUCAAGAAGCGGAUCAAGGAGGCCAAGCAGCGAGCACUUAAAGAACCUAAAGAACUGAAUUUUGUUUUUGGGGUCAACAUUGAGCACCGGGACCUGGAUGGCAUGUUCAUCUAUAACUGUAGCCGCCUGAUCAAGAUGUAUGAAAAAGUGGGCCCACAGCUGGAAGGGGGCAUGGCAUGCGGUGGGGUUGUUGGGGUUGUUGAUGUGCCUUACCUGGUCCUGGAACCUACACACAACAAGCAGGACUUUGCUGAUGCUAAGGAGUACCGACACCUGCUGCGGGCGAUGGGGGAGCACCUGGCACAGUAUUGGAAGGACAUUGCCAUUGCCCAGAGGGGAAUCAUCAAGUUCUGGGAUGAGUUUGGCUACCUCUCUGCCAACUGGAACCAGCCCCCAUCCAGCGAGCUACGUUAUAAGCGCCGGAGAGCUAUGGAAAUCCCAACCACCAUCCAGUGUGAUUUGUGUCUGAAGUGGCGAACCCUCCCCUUCCAGCUGAGUUCUGUGGAAAAAGAUUACCCUGACACCUGGGUUUGCUCCAUGAACCCUGAUCCUGAGCAGGACCGAUGUGAGGCUUCUGAACAGAAGCAGAAGGUUCCCCUGGGGACAUUCAGAAAGGACCUGAAGACACAAGAAGAGAAGCAGAAGCAGCUGACAGAGAAAAUUCGCCAGCAGCAGGAAAAACUAGAAGCCCUGCAGAAAACCACACCUAUCCGGUCCCAAGCUGACCUGAAGAAAUUGCCUUUGGAAGUGACCACCAGACCUUCCACUGAGGAACCUGCACGUAGACCUCAGCGACCUCGGUCACCUCCUUUACCUGCUGUGAUCAAGAAUGCCCCCAGCAGACCCCCUUCCCUGCAAGCUCCCAGGCCAGCCAGCCAGCCCCGAAAGGCUCCUGUCAUCAGCAGUACCCCAAAGCCUCCUUCCCUGGCAGCUCGGGAGGAGGCCAGUACAUCCAGGCUGCUGCAGCCACCCGAGCCACCCCGAAAGCCUGCUAGCACACUGGUUAAGACUGCGCCCCGGCCUACACCUGUGGUGCAGCCACUGUCACCAUCUCUGCUACCCAACUCCAAGAGCCCUCGGGAGGUCCCAGCUCCCAGAGCCAUCAAGACUCCAGUGGUCAAGAAGCCAGAGCCACCCAAUAAACUGUCCCCAACCACUCCUGGUCGGAAGCGGACUCUUGGGGUCUCUGAUGAAGAAGAAGCUGAGGAGGAGGCUGAGAGGAGGAAGGAGAGGUCUAAGCGGGGCAAGUUUGCUGUGAAGGAGGAAAAGAAGGACUUGAAUGAGCUCUCAGACAGUGCUGGGGAAGAGGACCCAGCUGAUCUUAAGAGGGCUCAGAAAGAUAAAGGGUUGCACGUGGAGGUGCGUGUGAACAGGGAGUGGUACACAGGCCGCGUCACAGCUGUGGAGGUGGGCAAACAUGUGGUGCGGUGGAAGGUGAAAUUUGACUACGUGCCCACAGACACCACUCCAAGAGACCGCUGGGUAGAGAAAGGCAGUGAGGAUGUGCGGCUGAUGAAGCCCCCUUCUCCGGAGUACCAGAGCCCCGACACGCAGCAGGAGGGCGGGGAGGAGGAGGAGGAGGAGGAGGAGGAGGAGGAGGCGGAGGAGGCGGCGGCGGUGGCCCAGCAGGCUGUAGCCAUGGCAGAGCCCUCUACUUCUGACUGCAUCCGCAUAGAGCCUGACACCACUGCCCCGAGCACCAACCAUGAGACUAUUGACCUGCUUGUCCAGAUCCUUCGGAAUUGUUUACGGUACUUUCUGCCUCCAAGUUUCCCCAUCUCCAAGAAGGAACUUAGUGCUAUGAAUUCAGAUGAGCUAAUAUCAUUUCCUCUGAAAGAGUACUUCAAACAGUAUGAAGUGGGACUCCAGAAUCUGUGCCAUUCCUACCAGAGCCGUGCCGACUCACGGGCCAAGGCUUCCGAGGAGAGCCUGCGCACUUCUGAGAGAAAGCUCCGAGAGACAGAGGAGAAGCUGCAGAAGCUGAGGACCAACAUCGUGGCGCUCCUGCAAAAGGUGCAGGAGGAAUCUGUGGUUCCAACCCUGGCUGCACAGCAUCCUGACCAGAAGGGCUGGAGGUGGUGCGGCUGCCUGGGCCUCAUCCCAGCCAGACCCACGGACAUAGACAUCAACACAGAUGAUGAGCUGGAUGCCUACAUCGAGGACCUGAUCACCAAGGGGGACUAAGGGGCUCAGAGACAAAGAUCAGCUCUUCUGCCCUUCAAGGCAGAGUUCGGGGGGGGGGGGGUUGUUUUGUUCAUGGGUUGGUGGACUUACCUUGAUUUGACUCAUGAGACAUUUGUGCUUUUGGAGGGAAAAAUACUCUGAUUCUUUGAAUCUUCCUCCCUAAGUUUAUAAAUAUUUAUUUUUUAAAAGAAAUAAGAUGCUGCGCCUGCUAUGAGACCAUACAUUUUUCUUUUGGUGACUCUUGGGCAAAGGACAGAGAACCAGGAUGCCAAGCUCCUUCUCUUGGCUCCUGGCUCCUCAUACAGUAAACCCAGUGUCAUCCAUAAGUCAGGCUUCAGGGGCAGGGCUUAAGCUAUUCUAGAGGAUGAACAGUGUUGAUAUCUGAGGAGUGGGCAAGGGAAAGAGCCCUCCAGAGUUGUGCUUCUCCUAGGGGCUCUGAUCUGGGGGACCCCUGGGGGUAGGGGGUCAGGAUAGAGGCUCACUGCUGAGCAGCUCCCUUCUCAGGUCAGGGACAUGAAUGUUGGCCCAAGCAGCUGUCAGUCAUGCUGUGGCAUUGUCCCAACAGCUUGGGGAAGAAAGAUCCUCCCAUUCAACCCCCCCCAUCCACCAUUCAAGUUCUCCCUGUGGCAGUGAUUUCCUUAGUUAACCAUGGAUAGUGAGGUUUCCCACCUCAAAAACUUGAGUCCAGGUUGAGUAGUAGAUCUGACUCUAUUGGAAUACACACUGAAUGAAUGUUUGAAUUCCAAAGGAUUCUUUUUGAGAAAGCUCCUUAUGACAGAGCCCCUGGUGCUGAUCUGGUGGUGACCUCUGCCUGUGGGUUUGGCAGGGUCUGGAGGGAGCACACUGCCUCAGAUGGUGCUGGCUGAUCUGGAGAGCCUGCCGCUGCUGUUUUUACUGUUCACCCUCUGCCUGGCCUCACCGGUCCCUGCUCUGGGCCAGACAGGAGAGGGGUCACUGAGCCACAGGGACUCCAGAGGCAGCUUUGUAGGAAGCACACCAUGCCUUCCCUCCCAUCUAAUCACAGCCUCAUGCAGCUGUGUCCUUCAGGUGACUUCUCAGGGUCAAAGACAUGGCAAGAGUUGCUGAGUUUCUCUUUAGUGGUCAUUGGAAAAAUUCUGGUUUGAUUUCCCCCAACUCUCUUCUCUCUCCUCUACUGUUGGGGACUUUGGGUUUUCUAGAUGCACAAGAACUAUGGCCUGGUACCACUGGUCUGUGAUUCAAACCUUUCUGGGUGUGUUUCUGGCAUCUACCUACUCCGGGUCAACAGUGGCCCACAUGCCACUUUGUGGCCUCUGCACAAGACUGGGAGGCACUGGUGAGGGAAGUCUUUACCCACUUGUGCAUGUGUCCAGAAGCACCUGCAAUUUGUGGGUUUGGGGCUUCCCCAAACCACAUCCCUGGGGCAGGGUUAUUUGGGGAAAUACCACUCAGAACCUGGUCUCUUCCUCUGGAAGAUUCUCUGAGCCUUGGGGUUUCUUGAGCUGGUGAGUCCUCUCCUGUCCACCUCGCUCUCUCCAUCCCAGGCAGCAUGUGGUUCAUUUUUGUCCCCAGACCUACUGUUUUAAUCUAAAGGAAGUUGGUUCUCCAUUUUUACCAGGGGUAAUACCCAAGUUUUUUAUUUACACACCUGUAAUCAAAAUGCAAUACUAUAAAACUUUUACUGGUGA